AAGCUGCGGACCUGCCACGACACGAGGAUAAACCUUGCAGCGCACGCAGUGGGGCGACAGAAAGUCGGUGGUCAGCUGCUCUGAUUGCGACCACUCCGGCCUGACAUUGCAAGCACUACCGGUUGUUCCUGCAAGUAGGCAUGCAACUCUCUCGGUGAACCUCCGAGGCAGAGCAUCAACCUCAUUAAGAUGACAGGUGAAGCCCUGGAGAUGGUCUCGCCCGGGCACGUCAGCCUUAGCGCAGAAAGCAUACCGCCCCAAUCUCCUCCUAUUGCAGCUUCGACCUGGCCGGCACCGAUCGAUACCGCAAGCAAGCUACGCGACGUAAACAUCGCAACCGGGGACGAUCGAAUGGGCUCGGUGGGCAGCAGCGGCACAACUGCACCUGGUGCGAACGAAGGCGUAGCAAUUAGGCGGGGACAAAGCGAGCGUGAACGAGAACGUAUCUCCAGCACAGAGGCGACAAGCACAAGCGCAGGAACAGGGAGGCCAACUCGACCAUGGCUCGUCGCUCGAACAUCGAGCUCGAGUUCAGGUUUCACGGCUCGCCUCAAUGGAAACUACAGGCGGCCAAGUCGAACGAGUGACACAAUGCUCGGUGAGGACACACGUGAAGAGCAUCUCCGGAACGACCGACCUCCGUCGUCCUACUAUCUGUCUUCCUCGGUCAAUGGCAGACGCGAUAGCGAUCAGCGCUCAACUGCUUCCACAGCCUCUGUUUCGCCGCCUUCCAGGGGCAGCGAUACCCGCCACACCGCAUCAUCCUCGCCACCAGGCAUCCGGACAUCCGUUCUAGACGACAUGCCCCCACCUCCGCAGGCAUCAUCAUCAUCUGCCUCUGCUGCAGCAGUCAAUGUUGUCGCGUCCACUGCUCCGCCUAUCACACCCAUGAUGAGCGGGACCAACCGAGUCCUUCGAUCGGCUCAGCUGACUGCAGCAGGGACUUCGAGCUCUCGUCUCGUCUCGCGCACCGCUCCCCGAAGCACCGCCCGUUCCGUCACAGGGCCGAAAGCGAGGAGGGUGGCUGUAUAUGAGGAUCCAGAUGCAGAAGAGCAGGCGGAGAAGGAAAAAGAGAAAGAAAUCGCACAAAUACAGACACAAGGGCACGUGCAGGCAGAGUGUGACGAGCGCGUGUCUGACUACGACUCGCCAGGCGCAGCUGGAAGUAAGCUACUAGCGUCAACGCGAGAAAAGGAAAAAAGCGAUGGUGCACAAAUGCUAAGCAGUGGCGCAGAAUCUGACAAGGAUAAUCCUCUCGGGGGAAGCAGCGAAGUGGCGCAACGCGCCGUGCAUCCGUUGCAGCCAAUGACCACCAAUGCUCUACCGCAUCCCCAACGCCCUGUCUCCACCACGGUAAAGGGCCGACGGCCACCGCAAUCGGCCACGCUUGAGAUCGAGCCGCGCUCCGGCUCACAUCUUCCAGGAUGGGAAGUCGGUGCAGGGGACGAAGACGACGUUGACGAUGCGGCUGGAUCAGCAAUAGCUGCAGUACUAGCCGCACCCCGUGCAAAGCGUUCAGAGGCGUAUCCCUACCACCGACGAUUACCUUCCUCGCAGCCGGGCUCCGACGAGAACGUGGAUCCGUAUCAUGAUGGCGGCGCACAAAGCAGACGAGCUGCCAGUGCUCUUGGAUUGGAAAGCGUGCGCAAGGCUCCCUCACCGCCUACUGCACUCGCUGCCGAUCUACCCGGUGUGCAGCGUCGAGUGCAGAGCGCAGCGCAGCCACCAUCACAUACACAACCGAAUCGGAGCUACGCACCAGGCACAACGCCCGGCACCAGCACGGUUCUCGAGCCAGUGUGUCACGCUCCGCGCGUGAGCGUGGUAGAAGACAAGACGGUAGCUGUCCAAAGCGACAGCGAGGAGUUCAAGCAGAAGCUGUUCGAGGAAGCCAUGCUUCAGGAAGCAGCGCGACAGCACACCUUGCCACAGAGCAAGAUCGACGAGUGGACCAGGGGAAAGGUCACUGAGAAACACACGAAUGUACGUGGCUUCCGCUUCCGAAAAAUCCGUAAAGCCGGCGAAGGAGGCUUCUCGACAGUGUGGGUCGUUCGCGGCCCGUGCGAACGGCUCAGCACUGCAGAACACUACCCGGAAGAGCAGCAGGCAUACUUUGCGAUGAAGCAAGUCAACCUCAAGAAGAUUGAUCCGGGAAGCAGGGAGGGUGUGCUCAAGGAGGCUGAUUACCUCGAAGCUCUUGCGCGUCUUCCGGGAUACGAUGAGCAUAUUUUGCGCUACUUUGCGCACAAGGCUAACGAGAGUCAUUUGAAAAUCCUGAUCGAGUUAGGGGACUGCGACUUUUCCGACGUCUUGCGGCAAGGCCUGCCGGAUCGUUGGGACGUGGUGAAGAUCUUUGGGCAGAUGAUUGAAGCGGUGCACUUCCUACACGAAGCAGGCAUCGUGCACACGGACCUGAAGCCUGCGAACUUUCUACGCGUCGGCAACAAGUACAAGAUCAUCGAUCUGGGUAUUGCGCAGAAGAUCCCGAUGGGUACGAUCCACAUCUCGCGCGAUGCGCUGAUCGGGACGCCGAACUACAUGGCGCCGGAAGCGAUCAAGGUGUCUCGAACGCGCGGCGCCGAGGGGCGCAGUGAGCAUCUGUACAAAGCCGGGUGCGCGAGCGAUGUCUGGUCGAUGGGUUGCAUCCUGUUCCAGAUGGUCUACUCGCGCCCUCCAUUCGACCGCUUCAGCGGCGAGGCAAAGAUGCGCGCGAUUGUCGACCCGAGCCACGCAAUCGAGUACUCUACCAGCCGAUACCGCGAUGAGCCGGCUGCAGAGGUGGUGGACGAAGUGCUGAUCGACUGUAUGCGCUCCGCGCUGCAGUACCGCGUCUCGGAUCGCGCGACAAUCCCAGAGCUGCUC
Messenger RNA from Tilletiaria anomala UBC 951, 2862 nucleotides. Its product is annotated as kinase-like protein. The annotation marks the transcript as partial. The record is from RefSeq and is a predicted model, not a curated record. Gene Ontology annotation, molecular function: protein serine/threonine/tyrosine kinase activity; ATP binding; protein serine/threonine kinase activity. NCBI's taxonomy places the organism in Eukaryota, Fungi, Basidiomycota, Exobasidiomycetes, Georgefischeriales, Tilletiariaceae. Gene Ontology annotation, cellular component: kinetochore; spindle; nucleus. Gene Ontology annotation, biological process: peptidyl-serine phosphorylation; chromosome segregation; mitotic spindle assembly checkpoint signaling. The transcript is spliced from 3 exons.